Neurospora hispaniola is the source of this 1017-nucleotide messenger RNA. RefSeq names its product glyceraldehyde 3-phosphate dehydrogenase. The record is from RefSeq and is a predicted model, not a curated record. The transcript has 2 exons. The coding region runs from base 1 to 1017 and encodes 338 amino acids. Gene Ontology annotation, molecular function: glyceraldehyde-3-phosphate dehydrogenase (NAD+) (phosphorylating) activity; NADP binding; NAD binding. Gene Ontology annotation, cellular component: cytosol. Gene Ontology annotation, biological process: glucose metabolic process; glycolytic process. Lineage: Eukaryota; Fungi; Ascomycota; Sordariomycetes; Sordariales; Sordariaceae.
AUGGUCGUCAAGGUCGGCAUCAACGGUUUCGGCCGUAUCGGUCGCAUUGUCUUCCGCAAUGCCAUUGAGCACGAUGACAUCCACAUCGUCGCUGUCAACGACCCCUUCAUUGAGCCCAAGUACGCUGCUUACAUGCUCCGCUACGACACCACCCACGGCAACUUCAAGGGCACCAUCGAGGUUGACGGUGCUGACCUCGUCGUCAACGGCAAGAAGGUCAAGUUCUACACUGAGCGCGACCCCGCUGCCAUUCCCUGGUCCGAGACCGGUGCCGACUACAUUGUCGAGUCCACUGGUGUCUUCACCACCACCGAGAAGGCCUCCGCCCACUUGAAGGGUGGUGCCAAGAAGGUCAUCAUCUCUGCCCCCUCUGCUGAUGCCCCCAUGUACGUUAUGGGUGUCAACAACGAGACCUACGACGGCUCCGCCAACGUCAUCUCCAACGCCUCUUGCACCACCAACUGCUUGGCUCCCCUCGCCAAGGUCAUCCACGACAACUUCACCAUCGUCGAGGGUCUCAUGACCACCGUCCACUCCUACACCGCCACCCAGAAGACCGUCGAUGGUCCUUCCUCCAAGGACUGGCGCGGUGGCCGCACUGCUGCUCAGAACAUCAUUCCCAGCAGCACUGGUGCCGCCAAGGCCGUCGGCAAGGUCAUCCCCGACCUCAACGGCAAGCUCACUGGUAUGGCCAUGCGUGUCCCCACCGCCAACGUCUCCGUUGUCGAUCUUACCGCCCGCAUCGAGAAGGGUGCUACCUACGAUGAGAUCAAGGAGGUCGUCAAGAAGGCCUCUGAGGGUCCCCUCGCUGGCAUCCUUGCCUACACUGAGGAUGAGGUUGUCUCUUCCGACAUGAACGGCAACCCCGCCUCCUCCAUCUUCGAUGCCAAGGCCGGUAUCUCCCUCAACAAGAACUUCGUCAAGCUUGUCUCUUGGUACGACAACGAGUGGGGCUACUCUCGCCGUGUCCUUGACCUCAUCUCCUACAUCUCCAAGGUCGAUGCCAAGAAGGCCUAA